AUGAAUAGUUUUGAUGAAAUUUCGUCAUUUAAUAACAACUUAUUUACACAAACAAAUAUAAUUAUUCCAAUCCAUUUAAACAAACUUGUUAAAAUUGGAAGAGAUCAAUCGCAAUGCAAUCUAAUUCUUAGUGAUAGUCUAGUAUCACUGGUUCAUGGAUUGAUCUGGUCAAUUAAAUUCGAUUCUGACACCCCUUCAAAUGUGUACCUUUUAGAUAAGUCUAGAAAUGGAAUUUUUGUUAAUGAUAUAUUGGUUGGAAAGGGUAAAACAAUCAUGCUUAUGAAUAAUGAUUUCAUUGAAAUCAAGUUUGUAUUAGGAUUCAAAUAUAUUACCGAUAAGAAAUCAAUGAUUAAUCAAAAGGAACUUCUUAGAGAAUGGUCAAUUUCAGAUAAUUUACUUGGAUUUGGAUCGUUUGGUAAGGUUUAUACUGCUUUCAAUAAGUCAUCUAACAAGUACUAUGCAGUUAAAUUGAUUAAUAAAGAUUGUGAGUUUUAUAAAAAGGAAGCUCAAAUUUUAUUGAAGAUUAAUCAUAAUCACAUUAUUCAAGUCCAUGAAGCUCUUAUGUCAAAUAACUCACUCUACAUAUUUCAAGAUUUGAUUUGUGGUGGUGAUUUAUUCUCCUAUUUAGUUCAAGGAGAUAUAAUGAAAGGAGUACCAGAAGUAGAAGCUAUCCUUAUUAUAUUCCAAAUCCUUAAAGCUUUAGAUUAUCUCCACAACACAUUGAAUAUCAUUCAUCGUGAUUUAAAAUUAGAUAAUAUCUUAUUAGAAGCUCCAAUACCUUACACUCGUAUCUAUGUAUGUGAUUUUGGUAUUGCUAAGAAAUUAAACCAUAUUAGUCAAAGAUCAACCACCGUAGUAGGUACUGUCGAAUAUAGUGCUCCUGAAGUCUUCCCUAGCAUAUUUAGGAGAGAUGGUUACACAUACAAGUGUGAUAUGUGGUCGUUAGGUGUGAUGUGUCAUAUUUUAUUAUCAGGAGUAUCACCAUUUUAUUCCGAUACUGGUAGCAAAAAAAUGAUCGAAAAAGCUAGAAUUGGAUUAAUUAAUUAUGAGAUUGAUCAGUUUAAACUGGUAUCUGCAAGAGCUAAGAAUUUCAUCUCAGGAUUGAUUCAAUUAGAUGCCAAUCAAAGAUUAAGUGUUAAUGAUUGUUUCAAUCAUAAAUGGAUCUUGUUAAAUAAAGAUUUAUUAGAUCGUGCGUAUGAAGAAAAAGUGUUAGGAAAUAAAUAG
This is a messenger RNA of Scheffersomyces coipomensis, 1224 nucleotides long. Its product is annotated as serine/threonine protein kinase. The transcript is spliced from 2 exons. Lineage: Eukaryota; Fungi; Ascomycota; Pichiomycetes; Serinales; Debaryomycetaceae. Gene Ontology annotation, molecular function: protein binding; protein kinase activity; ATP binding. Gene Ontology annotation, biological process: protein phosphorylation. The record is from RefSeq and is a predicted model, not a curated record. The coding region runs from base 1 to 1224 and encodes 407 amino acids.